AUGAGCGAUCAGCCAAGCACUACCGGAAGUGCGUCCUUUCCUGUGACCUUAAAAUGGAACAAGAAGACGUUUCCACUCGCCAUCAACCUGGGAGAGACUGCAACAGACUUUAAGCAACGAGUGCAGGCACAAACUGGAGUGCCUUUGGAACGUCAAAAACUAACUGCCAAGAAAGCAUGGAAGGGGAUUUUGAAAGAUACAGAAGUUUUGGAUGCCGAUACCAUCAAGAAUCCGCAAACACCGUUGUUGGUAACAUUGAUUGGAUCUGCUGAAACGUUAUCAGAGCCAACUCAAAAGACGACUUUUUUGGAAGAUUUGACACCUGAAGACUUGCAAAAGGCUCAGGAUAUGCAAGCUCAAGCCGCCAUGGCAGAUGCUCAGGGCAUGAUCCAAGCUCUGCAAUUGCCCCCACAUCUUCGAGAUGACCACAAACAGGAAUUAUAUCAGUACAACAGAUUGGUAACCGGUCUCCCCCAGCGUCAAAUUGAACAAGAACUCAAGUGCAAUGGCAACACGACGCUGCAAGGAAAAGUUGCAAUGAAUUUGGGAUUGGAAUUGAGACGGGCCUAUGUCAACGAUCUUGCUGUCCUCCCAAAUGGAUCUUUGAUCAGUGCCCUGGAUGAUGGACAUGUGCAGCUUUGGAAGCAUGCUUCUCAAGAGCAUGACGUUGUACAUAACCAAGUAAGCAACGAAGAUAGAGAAGUCAAUAGCGUAGUGGCGCUACAGAGGCGGGCCGGUUCUCCGGUAGCUUUUGCCACGGCAGGACGAGGGUGUCUGCAGUUGUGGACAGAAGAUGCCGAUCCCAUCGCGACGUUGCCAAGUGCCAUGCCGGGAACAUCGCCUGCUUCCUUGGUGUGUGUUUUUGGUUCUGCGAGUAAUUCAAGCAGCAACAGUGGUAGUAGUCACCAAGUGACGUGCUUGGCUACCCGCUUUCAAAUCACACGGCAAUCCAACGCACUGCAGUUUCGGUUGCCGCCUCAAAACGAAACGGAGAGGCAAAGAAGAGCCCUUACUGAAGCCCAGGAACGAGCCAUACAGGAAUCACUGGGUAAAUCUGCCCGGAGUGUUCAAGUAUGGUACUCAAUGGGAGAGACAGCAGCCAAACCAACGCUUCAAACGCAAAUUCUAGAGCCACCCGUAGGACCAGAAAGAUCGGCUCCAAUCACAUGUUUGGCAGUGUUACGGCAAGACGACAACCAUUCCACCAAAGUAUUGGUUGCUGGUGAUAGCAGUGGCGGAUUGAGGCUUUGGGGGGUACAGGAGGCAUCAGGCAGCCUUCAGUUUCAACACCUUGGCCUCUUUCAGUUGACCUCUCCUUGCUCUGUUGUAUGCAUGGAGCCUCUACAAAAUGGUCGUCUAGCCGUCUCGACUGAUGUAUCCGACAAUUCCUCUGAGCUCGAGGAUGCCUUUCCUCUUCAUACCCAAACUUCUCGGGCUGUCCAUAUCUUGGACAUCUCCAAGGUACAUGAAAACCAACAUCCAUGCAUCCAAUCGACCUUGACAGGGCACACGAAGGACGCUGUCAUUUGCAUGUGUCAAUUGCCAAACGGGGACCUGGUAACCGGUGGGGGGAAGCUGGAUGCCACCCUUCAGCUUUGGUCAGGAUCGCAGUUACUAGAUCCGAACGUCUCUGAAAGUGGCGAGGCUGCCUCGUUGUCGGUUCAGGCACAAGCAACCAAAACGUUGACCGAUGUGGGCUACGUCUUUGCUUUGGAAGUCCUACCAGAUGCCAAGGACGAUUCGAACUACUUUGCAUUGGCAGCAGGAAGAUACAACACUGUCAAGAUCAUUAUCUACUCCCGAGAUCCACGCGAACGGCAACUGGCUGUGCAUGGAGAUGUGUAUGUAGUGUAG
Seminavis robusta is the source of this 1854-nucleotide messenger RNA. Lineage: Eukaryota; Bacillariophyta; Bacillariophyceae; Naviculales; Naviculaceae. The record is from the annotation of a GenBank genome assembly.